Messenger RNA from Lindgomyces ingoldianus, 2929 nucleotides. Its product is annotated as DNA repair protein. Gene Ontology annotation, molecular function: single-stranded DNA endonuclease activity; single-stranded DNA binding; damaged DNA binding. The transcript is spliced from 2 exons. Gene Ontology annotation, cellular component: nucleotide-excision repair factor 1 complex. Gene Ontology annotation, biological process: double-strand break repair via homologous recombination; nucleotide-excision repair involved in interstrand cross-link repair; resolution of meiotic recombination intermediates. Bases 15 to 2846 code for a protein of 943 amino acids. NCBI's taxonomy places the organism in Eukaryota, Fungi, Ascomycota, Dothideomycetes, Pleosporales, Lindgomycetaceae. The record is from RefSeq and is a predicted model, not a curated record.
CCUUGUUGUACCAGAUGCCAAGCGAUGAAAAAGCCCCGGUGAAGCUGUCCCUUCCUCUCGAAUUCCAACAAGACAUCUUCAAGGAACUGCGAGAGGAAGAUGAACUCGUCCUCAUCGCCCGCGGCCUCGGCGUGCUUCGAAUAGUCUCGAACCUCCUCCAUUCAUACGAUGCCGCCGGGAAUAACUUAAUAUUGCUCGUCGGGGCGGAAGAGCGCGAGAAUGUGUGGAUCGGCGAGGCGUUGGCGGAACAUGCUGCAAUCAGCAUGGCGCCGAAAGCGAGAGGGCUAAGUUUGGUCAAUACAGACCUGAUGAGUGUCGGGACACGCGAGAAAAUUUACGCGCAAGGAGGUAUCUUCAGUAUCACCUCACGCAUACUCAUCGUCGACUUCCUCUCUGGGUUGAUGAACCCCGAGACGGUCACCGGAGUGGUGGUGCUGCACGCUGAGAAGGUUAUCGCAACCUCACUCGAGGCCUUCAUCCUGCGCAUAUAUCGGCAGAAGAACAAAGCGGGAUUCUUAAAGGCCUUCUCAGACCAACCAGAACCAUUCACGACUGGCUUCGCGCCAUUGGCUAAUAUGAUGAAGAACCUCUUCCUUCAAAAACCGGCUCUAUACCCACGGUUCCAUGUCACAGUGGCGAAGUCGCUAGAAGGGCGAAAGAAAGCAGAAGUCAUAGAGUUGGAAGUGCCAAUGACUGAGGCAAUGCGCGACAUCCAGAACGCCGUCCUAGAGUGUGUCGAGGUUAGCAUUAGCGAGCUGCGAAAAGGUAACACAGGUGUUGAGAUGGACGACUGGACGCUUGACAGUGCACUUCACAGAAAUUUUGACACCAUCAUCAGGAGGCAGUUAGAUCCUGUCUGGCAUCGGACGAGUUUUAAGACAAGGCAGGUCGUCCGUGAUCUCACGCUUCUUCGGACUAUCCUUCACGCACUCCUGACGUACGAUGCUGUCAACUUCAACAAAUAUCUGGAUACUGUUCUAGCUGCCUCACAGCCUCCUCCAGGAUCUACAAAGCAUAAUCAGUCCCCUUGGCUCUUCCUGGACGCGGCCGAUACUAUCUUCACCACUGCCAAGCGCCGAGUCUAUACUGGUAAAGUAUCAAAUGAUGAUCUCGUCAGCAACCCCAAUACUGUCCCGGACUCUUUGGAACCAGUUCUCGAAGAAUUUCCGAAAUGGACCCAGCUCGCCGAGAUUCUCCAAGAGAUCGAACAGGAUGCGUAUCUGAAUCCAGUCCCAAAUGAUACUUCAAAUGGCUCCGUUCUCAUUAUGUGUGGUGAUCAAGGAACAUGUAGGCAACUCCGAGAAUUUCUGCAGACGAUGUAUGUCCGACCUGAAGGCACCGUAGAGGACGGCACAGAUGAAGAUGAAGAACAGGGUCCCUCAGCUUCCUUCAUGAUGCGCCGCAAGCUCCGCAACUACCUAGCUUGGAAACGCGAUUUUUCCAAAGUCAGCGCUGCCCUCUUUUCAGAGAACCAGAAAGCCAUCAAUGGAAGCACAGAUCAGCGGGUCCAAAGUGGCAAAGCCAACAGGCCGCCGCCUAACAAGAGACGAAGGAUGCGAGGUGGUGGAUCCGCAGGCUCCGGACCCUCUCGCACAGAAAUGGGCACAGUACGCGUUGCCGGUGACCGCGACGCACACAUCGCGAGUCUAAUGGCCGAACUGCAACCCACGGAAGUUGAAGCCAUGCAAAAGAUAGAAAUCGGGGUAGAUCCGCUAGAAAACAUGGAUGACUACUACGAGCUCUUUGAUAUGAACGACCUCAUCGUCAUUCACCCUUAUGAAGGUGACAUGGACGAGCAUGUCCUCGAAGAAACAAAGCCGCGUUAUGUCAUCAUGUACGAACCAGAUGCAGCUUUCAUCCGAAGGAUAGAAGUAUAUCGCUCCUCGCACACAGAUCGAACCGUGAAGGUGUUCUUCAUGUACUACGGCGGUAGCGUUGAAGAACAGCGGUAUCUAUCCGCCGUUCGUCGCGAAAAAGACGCUUUCACCAAACUGAUCCGCGAACGAGGGAACAUGGCAAUAACACUCACAUCCGCAGCCCUCGGCCCCCAAGAAUCGUUCCUCCGCACGAUAAACACACGUAUAGCCGGUGGAGGCCGUCUGGCCGCCACGGCACAACCUCCCCGCGUCGUCGUCGACGUGCGAGAAUUCCGCUCAUCUCUCCCGUCACUGCUCCACGGCCGGAGUAUCGUCGUCGUGCCUUGUAUGCUCACAGUUGGCGACUACGUCCUCACACCCACUAUCUGCAUCGAGCGAAAAUCCGUCCGCGAUCUCAUUGGCUCAUUCGCAAAUGGUCGUCUGUACAACCAAGUUGAGUCAAUGAUGGAACACUACAAAGCCCCCAUGCUUCUCAUCGAAUUCGACCAAAACAAAACCUUCACCCUCGAACCGUUUUCUGACCUCUUUGCACCGACCACAACAAUAGGGUUAGCAGUUGCGCCCGACCUGCAAUCUAAAAUCGUCAUGUUAACACUCGCCUUCCCACGCCUGAAAAUCAUCUGGUCAUCCUCGCCCUACCAAACCGCUGAGAUCUUCUCAGAGCUCAAGAAGCAGCAAGACGAGCCCGAUCCCCUAAAGGCCGUGCAACUCGGCCUAGACCCUGCAGUGGCGGGCGAUGAACUGAGGAGUUUCAAUCAGGUACCACAGGAUAUGCUGAGAGCGAUUCCCGGAAUGAAUGAGAACAUCUUGACGACGCUGACGCUCGAGGUGGAGAAUAUUCAGGAGUUGGCAAAUAUGGAGGAGAGAGAGUUGGUGGGGUUGGUGGGGACUGAUGCGGCCAGGAGGAUUUAUAGGUUCUUUAAUAGGAGUGUUUAUGAUGGCGCCGAAGUUGCGUUGCCUACUUUGUAGAUGGAGGGGAUGGUUGGGAGUCGCAGACACAGCAUACUAUCAGACAACGUAGAACAUAGCCAGGGUAGAGUCUUCAUGUCAAG